Taeniopygia guttata (zebra finch) is the source of this 3773-nucleotide messenger RNA. It is a transcript of the gene CFAP58, whose product is annotated as cilia and flagella associated protein 58. Gene Ontology annotation, cellular component: cytoskeleton. The record is from RefSeq and is a predicted model, not a curated record. NCBI's taxonomy places the organism in Eukaryota, Metazoa, Chordata, Aves, Passeriformes, Estrildidae.
CCGGUGACCGGACCACCCCUAUACGCGGCCGCCGCUGAGGCUGAGGGCGGCCCGGGCCCAGCGCGGCCCCGCCCGCAGCCGCCGCCGUUGCUGCGAUACGGCGGCGGCUGCGAGAGCGGCCUGGGCAGCGCCGCGGGCCCGGGCCGCCACAGCCCCGGCACCGGCACCGGCACCGGCACCGGCACCGGCACCGAGCCCGCCGCCUCACCCGACGGCAGCAUGGCUGAGGAAGAGACUGACAAUCCAUAUAUAGAAGAAAGUGCCUUUGAAGCACUGGAAAAAGACUCCCAGGAAUUCAUCAGUAUACUGAACAGAGAUGAAGCUCUGGAAAAAUUCCGUGUCGAAUAUGAGAAGCUCCUUGCUGUUAUGAAGAAGUCUCGUGAAAAUGAAAAGCACCUCAUGGAGAAAUGCAGGAAGCUGAGUGCUGAGCUGGUGGAGAAGUCAUCUAAAGUAGCUGUGCUCACCAAACUCACUCAUGAUGAUGGGGAAACUAUAUCAUCAUUGAAAUCGGAGCUUGAAAAGGCCUGGAAAAUGGUGGAUAAAGCCUAUGAAAGGGAACAGAAAACUAAGGAAACAAUUAACUCACUGAAGAAAGAAAUUUCACACCUAAAUAAUUUAAUGAAGGAAAGAGCUGGACAUGAGUACAAUGUUGAGGAUUUGCUAAGACUUCAAGAAGAGGUAACAGAAGAGCGAGACCAACUGUUAUCAGAAGUUGUGAAGUUGCGUCAAAGUCUCACUGAGAUCACAGAGCAGCAACAGGAAACAGAAAAGGCAAAAAAUGAAGCAGAGCAAUCCGUUUUGCAGCUUCAACAAGACAUCCAGCUGCGUCAAAGCGAGGAAUUACGAGAGGCACGAAAGAAAGAAAAAAUGGAGACUGAGCUGAAAAAUCUUCUAGCUGAAAUGGAUAACAAGCAAGCUGAGGUCCAGAAGUUACAGCAACAAAUAGAGAACAACAAAGAGGAACAACUGAAAAUAGAAAAUAAUCUUAGAGAGCAGAAGACCUUGAAUGAAAAAGCUGGUAAGGAACUUGAGCAAUUGAAGAUGAAAUAUCAAAAGCUCACACAAGAGAGUGAGCAGCAGAGUGCAAUGCUUGAUGAUGUGAUGAAGGACAUUGGUCAGAAGACCACACAACUGAAAGAGUUAGAGGAUGAAACAGCUCAGAUGAGCCUUGAAAUUUCAAAGCUGAGCAAAAUGAGAGAUGUUCUCCAGAGUAAGCUGCGUACUGCAGAGGAACACAAAGUUGAUGCAGAACAUGAAAAAAGCAUUCUAAAAAAUCAAAUAAUCAGACUGGAGAAAGAGUUGGAGACAGGCAAAAAGCAGGCAGAGACUGACAAGAGAGCCAUAGAUGGGCUUGUGAGGGAAAGGGAUAUGCUAAACCAGAACUUGAUCAAGGCUGCAAAUACUACUCAGAAGCAGAUAGAUUUGAUGAAGCUCCAUGAACAGUCAAAACAGAACUUGGAGUCAGAAAUCCAAAAUUAUAAGAUAGAAGCUCAGAAACAAAGGAAGAUUAUUUACCAAUUGGAGAAGGAGAGAGAGAAUUUCAUCAAGGAAAUGAGCGAGCUCAAAGAGAAGGUCCUCAGUCACAUGAAAGAUCUUGAAAUGCAUCAAAUUCAGAUCUCCAACUAUGAGAAGGAAAUAGAAAUGCAAGUAAUUAAAUUGAAACAGCAACAAAACCUUUGUGAAACUCUGAGAACAGAGAGGACCCUGUACAGUAAAAAUCUGAUUGAAGCUAAGGAUGAGAUAGCAGAAAUGAUGACGAAACUGAAAGCUUCCACACGUCAGGUGGAUCAGCUGAAAGAGGAGAUCAAAGAAAAGGAUAUAGCCCUUGAGAAAGCACAAGUGGAAUUCCAGCAGUCAGAGGACGAGAGAAAGUCCAUGAAAGCUGAACUGCUAAAGAUGACAACACAGGCUCAGGAAGCCAAAGCCUAUAUUAAAAAUCAGGAGGCAGAAGAGAAAAAACUCCUAAAAAUCAUUGCUGAAGCUGAUGCAGAGAGACUGAAGCAGAAGAAGGAAUUUGACAAGGUGCUCUGUGAGAGACAUGCCCUGGGCACCCAGCUCAUGCACCGCAAUGAGGAGGUGGCGCUGCUCUAUGAGAAGAUCAAGAUCCAGCAGGCCAUCCUAAACAGGGGCGAGAGCGACUACCGGCAGCGGGUGGAAGACUUGCGGCUUCUCAAGCUGGAGAUCAAGAAACUUCGGCGUGAGAAGGGAGUACUUGGCAAGAGUGUGGCUAAUGUGCAGGAGCUCAGAUGGGAGUUUAAUCACAUGCAGAAGGAGCUGUUAAGGGAACAGACUCGGUGCAAAAUUUUGGAAGAAGAACUGCAGAAACCCUUGCAAGUUCACAGAUGGAGAAAAUUAGAGGCCAGUGACCCCACUACCUAUGAGCUGAUUCUGAAAGUGCAGAGACUACAGAAGCGACUUAUCAGCAAGACAGGUGAAGUGAUAGAGAAAGAAUUUCUCCUUCAGGAAAAGGAGAAGCUGUAUGUGGAGCUGAGGCACGUACUGGCCCGGCAGCCUGGGCCCGAGGCCACGGAGCAGCUGCAGCAGUACCGGAACAUCCUCCGCGAGAAGACCAAGCAGAUCAAAGCUUUGUCCUCAGAACUGAGCAUGUGUGAAACGCAGAGCAAAGAAUACAAAAAUGAAAUUGAAAGACUUAACAAUGAGCUUCUGGAAGUGAAAAAGAAAUAUCUUUCUCAGAAACGCAAGGAGCAACAGAAGAAGGAGAAGGAGCAAUCCAGCAUUGAUAUGAGGACAAGAUUACCACCCCUCAGGACUGAUGUACCUCACUUCAACACAGGGGGCUUUCCUUCAAGCAAAUCCAUUCCCAAAAUUGCAGUCUAGGAAUGCACUCAUCUAGUUGCCUUUCUGUUCCCAGUUUCGUGUUUGAGAAACUGUGAGAAUCUACUGAAAUCACUGUAUCACCUUCAGGAAAAAAUUGUACAUUGUAUAUAAUAAAACACAUUUUUACACUGGAAUUGCAUUUUAUAUUGCAUGUACAUAUUUUACAUUUUAUAUUGGAAUUAACAUAGUUCUUUUUACAAACUGUGUACCAAAUCUGCCCAUUUGAUGCCAGCAGAUGCCUGCACGGAUGUAAAUGGAUAGUGGAGAUAGUUAUUCUUCAAUAUUGUGUCUCUAUUUAGCACUGUAACACCACAAAAUGCCUUAAUAUGUAGUUAUUUCUAUGGAGCACACACUCCAUUUAUCUUCUGACUCAAAACACCUGAAAGAAAUGAGAAUACAGAAAAGAAGAAAAAUUAAUAGGCUGAUGUUUCAAGCCCUGCUGAGCAAAUGCAAAAUUAACAAGUUUUUCCUUGGAUGUACAUAUGUAGCAGUUCUCUGUGUAGGUAGUGUAUAAUAGGGUUUAUGCAGUGUUUGCUACAGUUGUUAGGAAGAUCAAGGCAGUUUGUGGCCACGAUGUACAUUAUUAAGAGCAUCAUUGUGUUUACUCUGGUAGAUAAAAAGUGACAUAAUUAUGUCUGUUCAAUUUGGGGGGACUGUGCACACUUGCUGGGACAUGCUGUUCUGCCACACAAAUUCUUUUGAGUGAUUAAAACUUGGACUCAAAACAUGGCAAACUUUAUGCUUUAAUUUCUAGACACUUGGGCAUUUUUGUAACUUUUAGAAAUUGUUUUUGUAAUACAGCAGGAGCUCUCCAACCUUUUCAGCCAAAAGAGAUUUAAUUACCAUUCAUUAACAAGUGAAAUAACAAAGUCACGGCAUGAGGUGCUGAAGUAUAUAAAACUUUCAAGCUGUAAAAUAAAAUGUUUUGAAACCGA